Messenger RNA from Python bivittatus (Burmese python), 2445 nucleotides. RefSeq names its product F-box protein 41 (gene FBXO41). The record is from RefSeq and is a predicted model, not a curated record. Gene Ontology annotation, molecular function: protein binding. NCBI's taxonomy places the organism in Eukaryota, Metazoa, Chordata, Lepidosauria, Squamata, Pythonidae.
AUGGCCUCUCUGGACCUGCCUUACCGCUGUCCGCGUUGCGGGGAACACAAGCGCUUCCGGAGCCUAUCUUCACUAAGGGCCCAUUUGGAGUAUAACCACACUUACGAAACUCUCUAUGUCCUCUCUAAGACAAACAGUAUCUGCGAUGCCACCAUCUUUCCAUUGGCAACAGAUGCCACCCUCUUGACCCCAGCCACCCGUCGGGAUAUUUUUGAAAGCACGUCCUUCCAGGGCAAAGAGCAGCACAUCACCUGUGACCUCCUAGCUGCCGAAGAACUGGAGUCCUCAUCUUCUCCCGUGUCAUCUCGCUACCUCCACGAGAUCGAGAUCCCUCUGGCUGAGAUCUUUACCCGCAAGACCAUGACUUCAUCCACCACACCUCCCGCAGCUGCUGCAGCUGCCACAGUAGCUGCUGUGGAUGCAGCUUAUGAGGAAGGGUUGACCCGCUUGAAGAUUCGGGCUUUUGAGAAGCUGGAAGUAGACAAGCGCCUGGAGAAAUUCACCGAAGAAGUGGAACAGAAGAUCGCCUCCCAAGUUGGCCGGCUCCAGGUGGAAUUAGACCGGAAGACCUCAGAGCUGGAGAAGGCCAAGCAAGAGAGCCUCAAGCUCAGCCGUGAGAAACAAGAACUUGAGGACCGAGCGGUAGAGCUUUCUCGCCAGGUGGACGUCAGCGUGGAGAUGUUGGCGUCCCUCAAGCAAGAUCUUGUCCUGAAGGAGCAGGAGUUAACCCGGAAGCAACAGGAGGUCAUCCAAAUAGACCAGUUCUUGAAGGAGACGGCCGUCCGCGAAGCCAACGCCAAAGUACGUCUGCAGCAGUUCAUCGAGGAACUCCUGGACCGGGCAGACCGAGCCGAGAAGCAGCUUCAGAUCAUCAGCAGCAGUUGCGGAACAACUCCCAAUUGUAGUUUGGGGAGAUGUAGUAUGCCUGGAUCCAAAAGCACUAGCCGAGCAAGAGACAAGCACUCAAUGCCUGAAGCGACCCCGCACAGCUCCUACACCGUUUCCAAUCAGAGGUCAUCGUCCAGUACCGGGGCCUCCAGCCGGGCCAAAGCGGUCUCUCAGAGUUCGGGCUGCUACGACAGUGACGGUCCUGAAGUCUACCAUGGAGCUGAGAAUAGCAAUGGGCCACCCUUCCAGUCCCGAGGCCCGGAGAGCGGCUUUGACCGGCCCGCCGGUGUGCGCAGCUCAGCUUUGCGCAGGCAGGCCAUUCAGAAUUGGCACCGCCGACCGUACCGCAACAGCACAGAAGGUGAGGAAGGAGACAUCUCCGACAUCGGAUCCCGGACCACCGAGUCGGAGGCCGAGAUGUGGGAGUUGGAACCCAGGGUGCCCGCUGAGGUCCAGCAAGUGAAUUUCUCCAGGGCAGGAAACAAUUCCCGGAUGGCAGCCAGGUCCGAUGCUGGAAAGGGUGUCCGGCCCGAGAGGGGAAGUCCAUCCCGUUCCAACGAGGUCAUCAGCCCGGAGAUCCUCAAGAUGCGAGCUGCGCUUUUUUGCAUCUUCACCUACCUCGACACCAAGACCCUGCUUAGGGCCGCCGAGGUCUGCAAGGACUGGAAAUUUGUGGCACGGCACCCAGCAGUGUGGACCCGGGUGCUGCUGGAAAACGCCAGAGUCUCCUCGAAGUUCCUGGUCAUGCUUUCACAAUGGUGCACCCAGACACACUCUCUCACCCUCCAAAAUCUCAAGCCCAGGCAAAGGGGGAAGAAGGAAACCAAGGAGGAUUACAUGAAAAGCACACGGGGAUGCCUCGAAGCGGGACUGGAGUCCUUACUCAAAGCCUCCGGGAGUAACCUCUUGAUCCUACGGGUUUCGCACUGCCCCAACAUUUUGACGGAUCGCUCCCUCUGGCUGGCCAGCUGCUACUGCCGAGCCCUUCAAGCCGUCACCUAUCGGAGUUCCACCGAUCCUGUGGGCCAUGAAGUCAUUUGGGCUUUGGGAGCAGGCUGCCGAGACAUCAUCUCUCUGCAGGUGGCACCCCUCCACCCUUGCCAGCAACCCACCCGGUUUAGCAACCGCUGCCUGCAGAUGAUUGGGCGUUGCUGGCCACACCUGAGAGCGCUGGGUGUCGGAGGGGCAGGGUGUGGCCUGCAGGGACUGGCCUCCUUAGCCCGAAACUGCAUGCGUCUCCAAGUGCUGGAGCUGGACCACGUGACAGAGGUCAAUCAGGAGGUGGCGGCUGAGGUGUGUCGGGAAGGCUUGAAAGGCUUGGAGAUGCUGGUUCUGACGUCCACCCCCGUGACCCCCAAAGCCUUACUGCAUUUCAACAGUGUUUGCCGGAACCUGAAAUCAAUUGUGGUCCAAGUUGGGAUUGCUGAUUACUUUAAGGAACCAAAUAGUUCGGAGGCCAAGAAAAUGUUUGAUGAAAUGAUCAACAAACUCCAGGCUCUGAAAAAGAGGCCGGGCUUUUCAAAGAUUUUACACAUUAAGGUGGAAGCAGGCUGCUAA